Messenger RNA from Phyllostomus hastatus (greater spear-nosed bat), 2145 nucleotides. RefSeq names its product iduronate 2-sulfatase (gene IDS). The transcript has 9 exons. The coding region runs from base 124 to 1734 and encodes 536 amino acids. Lineage: Eukaryota; Metazoa; Chordata; Mammalia; Chiroptera; Phyllostomidae. The record is from RefSeq and is a predicted model, not a curated record. Gene Ontology annotation, molecular function: iduronate-2-sulfatase activity.
ACCCGGGCCUGUGAGUCUGGAGACCGUGCCCCACAGUCUGAGUCAGCGGCAGCAGCGCCUGAGGUUCUACACUUUCGCUGCGGCCUGUCACCCUCGCCCAGGAGCGGCUGCACGGAGGCAGAAAUGCCGCUGCUGGACCGGGGCCUACUCUGGCUAAGCCUGGUCCUGGGCUCCUGCGCUUCUCUUGAGUCAGCGGUGUGGGGCAACAAUACCAAAGAUGCUUUGAAUGUCCUUCUAAUCAUUGUGGAUGACCUGCGCCUCUCCCUGGGCUGUUACGGGGACAAGCUCAUAAAGUCCCCAAACAUCGACCAACUGGCAUCCCACAGUCUCCUCUUCCAGAAUGCCUUUGCCCAGCAAGCAGUGUGUGCCCCAAGCCGAGUGUCGUUCCUUACUGGGAGGAGACCUGACACCACGCGCCUAUAUGACUUCAACUCCUACUGGAGAGUACAGGCUGGAAACUUCUCCACCAUCCCCCAGUACUUCAAGGAGAAUGGCUACGUGACUAUGUCGGUUGGAAAAGUCUUUCACCCUGGAAUAUCUUCUAACCAUAGUGAUGAUUCUCCAUAUAGCUGGUCUGUUCCACCUUAUCAUCCCUCCUCUGAAAAGUAUGAAAAUACUAAGACAUGUAGGGGGCCAGAUGGAGAACUCCAUGCCAACCUGAUUUGCCCUGUGGAUAUGGCAGAUAUACCCGAGGGUACCUUGCCUGACAAACAGAGCACCAAGCAAGCCAUACAAUUGUUGGAAAAAAUGAAAACAUCUGCCAGUCCUUUCUUCCUGGCUGUUGGGUAUCACAAGCCACACAUACCCUUCAGAUACCCCAAGGAAUUUCAGAAGUUGUACCCCUUGGAGAACAUCACCCUGGCUCCUGAUCCCCAGGUCCCUGCUGGCCUCCCUCCUGUGGCCUAUAACCCUUGGAUGGACAUCAGGCUGCGGGAAGACAUCCAAGCUUUAAACCUCAGUGUUCCCUAUGGCCCAAUUCCUGUGGACUUUCAGAGGAAAAUACGCCAGAGCUACUUUGCCUCUGUUUCCUACUUGGAUACACAGGUUGGCCACCUUUUGAGUGCUUUGGAUGAUUUUCAUCUGGCCAACACCACUAUUGUUGCAUUUACCUCUGAUCAUGGGUGGUCUCUAGGUGAACAUGGAGAAUGGGCCAAAUACAGCAAUUUUGAUGUCGCUACUCAUGUGCCCCUGAUGUUCUAUGUUCCUGGAAGGACAGCUCUGCUUCCAGAGGCAGGCCAGCAAGUUGUGGACCUCGUGGAACUUGUCUCUCUGUUUCCCACACUCACGGGACUCGCAGGAUUGCACGUUCCACCUCGUUGCCCCAUUCCCUCAUUUCAUGUGGAGCUGUGCCGAGAAGGCCAGAGCCUUCUGAAGCAUUUUCGAUUUCAGGACUUGGAAGAGGAUCUGACACUCCAUGAUAAUCCCCAUGAGUCCAUUGCCUAUAGCCAGUACCCCCGACCUACAGACUAUCCUCAGUGGAAUUCUGACAAGCCAAGUUUAAAAGAUAUAAAAGUCAUGGGCUAUUCCAUACGCACAAUAGACUAUAGAUAUACUGUGUGGGUUGGCUUUAAUCCCCAUGAAUUUCUGGCUAACUUUUCUGAUGUCCAUGCAGGGGAACUGUAUUUUGUAGAUUCUGACCCUUUGCAGGAUCAUAAUAUGUAUAAUGACUCCCAAGGUGGAGACCUUCUUCAAUCAUUAAUACCUUGGGUUGUGCCAACCACAAAGGGGGUAUAAUAUAUACAUAGUGUGUGUUCCCUUGUGACAGGUAACAAAAGGAGUUAAAGUGGGUUAUUUUGUGAUCACUCUUAAUAUCGGAAGAAAUGCAAGGGGUAUGCAAUCAAAAUGUACAUCAACAAUUUGGCAAAAGAAUAUACUACAGCCAAAUAUUUUGAUUUGGUCUUUAUUAGUUUCUAAUUGGUAAUUGAACUGGGUCUGGGCUGAACCUUUUCUUUCCUUUUUUUUUAAGAGUCAUAGCUUAUUUAUUGAAUGAAUAAGUACAGAUUGGUAAACUAUAAUUGUCAUACCUUCAGAUAUCAAGACCAUAACAGCCAAACAUAAUACUAUAUUUAAGAAAUACUUUAAUUAUUUGUGGAAUUUAGUGCAUUUCAAAAAGUAAGUAUAUAUCAAAAUAAAUUUGACACUGAG